GCUAAAUUGGAAAUUGUUCUUAUUGCCUGUACCUUAUAAAACACAACUUUUAGUCGAUUUACACUCGUCUAGUUAACACAUCACUUUCUCGUCAAUGGUUCAAGUAUGUAAUCGUACAUUAAAUUUGUCUUAAUUGAGUUGUUUCUACGUGAACUUUAUAUUUAUAUUAUAAGUUUCAACUGACCAAUAAUCAUGACAUUUGAAAAACCGAUACUUGUGUGCGCUGUUUACUUUCUCUCCAUGUCGUUGGCUCUUGGGGACAAAAACGAGGCACGUUCACAUACAAAUCUAAGAUUUUCAGAUGAAGAAUGCAACAAGGAAAAACAUUGCACUUCCCGUGAGUUUGAACACAGCACUCACUCAGUUUGGAAAUCCGACCAAGGAUCGUUUGAUGGUUGUCCAAAACCUCGACGAGACGCAGUGGAGGAAUUAAUUGAUGACAUCUACGACUCAAUCAGGAAAGCAAAAGAUGGUCUCGCAAGCCCCAAUGAUUAUCCAGCUGACUACAGUCCAAAGGACGGGGAAGAGUUUGAUUUUAUUGUUGUAGGAGCAGGGUCAGCAGGGGCUGUUGUGGCCAACAGGCUCACGGAGAUUGAGGGUUGGAGGGUGCUACUGGUGGAAGCUGGUGGAAAUCCUACAACAGCAUCAGAAGUUCCUGGUUUGGCCGGUUCCUUACAACAAACCGACUUAGACUGGCAGUAUACCACAGAUCCUGAAGAGAAAGUCUGCCUUGGUGUAGAGAACAGUACAUGUUACUGGCCCAGAGGAAAAGUUCUGGGUGGCUCUAGCACCAUCAACUUUUUACUUUACAAGAGAGGGAACGCAAAGGACUACGACGCCUGGGCCAAAGCUGGUAAUGCCGGUUGGAGUUACGAAGAUGUUCUGCCUUACUUCAAGAAGUCCGAGGACAUGAGAGCACCUGAGGUAAUGGCAAGUGAAAAUGUAGAAAGGUAUCACGGGACCGGAGGAUACUUGCAAGUGGACUCUUGGUUCCAUGAAGAGGCUCCAGGCGCAAUCCACGUUUUCAGAAAGGGUUUAGAAGAACUAGGAUAUCCUUACAACAUAGAUGUUAAUGGAAAGGAUCAAACUGGCAUCACAAAGGUGCAAGGUACUUUAAGAAAUCAUAGACGUUGUAGUACAGCCAAGGCUUUCCUGUCACCCAUUAAAGAUAGAAAAAAUCUGAAAGUGGCUAAAAACAGACUGGUGACCAAAAUACUAAUUGAUAAAAUCAUUAUGACGGCGCAAGGAGUAGAAAUAUCGGACAGUAAAGGCAAUAUAAUUCAAGUGCGAGUAAAGAAAGAAGUGAUCGUAUCAGGGGGGGCAAUCAACUCUCCCAAAAUAUUGAUGUUGUCUGGUAUAGGACCAAGACAACAUUUGAGGGAUUUGAAUCUGCCGGUUAUCAAAGAUUUACCUGUCGGUGAGAAUCUUCAAGAUCAUCCACAAAUGUUGGGUCUCUUAAUUACCGUCAAUCACUCUGAACCCUCAAUGCCAUCGUCUGAUUCAGUCGAUAGCAUGUUUAAUUUUCUAAUAAAGGGGUCUAGUAGUCUUUCGGUAUUGGGAACCAAUCCAUAUACCAGUUUUAUCAAUACAGUGAAAGACGUAAACUAUCCUGACAUCCAGUUAUAUCAAAUGCACUUCAACAAACAUGAUACUGAUGGAAUGAGAAAGUAUUUGAAAGGAAUCCAUUUGAAAAAGCACAUAGAAGAUGAAUUUCUGAAAAUAAAUGAACAUUCGUAUACAAUUUUCUUAUCUGCUUCGUUGAUGAGACCUUUUGGUAGAGGUAAAAUUUUGCUGAAGGAUUCUUUCCCUACAACGCACCCCAAACUUUUAUCAGGAUAUGUAAUGGAUCGUCGAGACAUUGAAACUUUCAUGAGGGCACAUGACUUCCUUUCUCAACUUGUUCAUACGAGAGCAUUUAAAAGUGUUGAAGGCAAACUUCACAAGAUCGGUCUCCCGAGUUGUGAUAGUCAUCCUUCUGGAUCCAUCGAGUACUGGGAAUGUUUUGUUAGACAUUUCGCAGUGACAACGUAUCACCUCAGCGGCUCUUGCAAGAUGGGACCAUCCUGGGACCUCGAGGCGGUCGUGGAUCCUACCCUCAGGGUCGUUGGUAUCAAUGGUCUGAGAGUUGUGGACGCUUCAAUCAUGCCAACUGUUGUCAGUGGGAACACGAAUGCCCCCACCAUCAUGAUUGCUGAAAAGGCAUCGGACAUGAUUAAAGAAAAGUGGAUUUAAUAGGCCAUUGAAAACAAUUCCACCGUUUGAUUACUUCUACUCGAAGAGUUCUUUUACUGACUUUAAUGAAUCGAGUAAGUUCUAUUUUUUUACAAUAGGUAAACUAUUACAACUUUAAAAGGCUUAGCACUAUUGGUUAAUGCUCUCUGUGUAAAAAACAUAAAUACUGUCAUAUUAUUUCUAAGCAUAAUAAUUUAUGUUCAAUUUUCAGCACUACAUUAUUGCCAUAUACAAAUAAAGGUAUUUGUAAUACCAAAUAAUAAUUUGUAGAUAUCAAUACAAUCUUACUCAGCAUAGUGAACUAAAAUAUCGAAAAUUAGAUUCAAAAUACGUUACGGUACUAUAGUUGAUGAUACCUCUUGGGAGUAUAAGGUGAUCCGUUUACUGACAUAUGCAGGCUAUUGCAAAGUUUUUAUCUAACUCUAAUUUUUGCCCUUCACUUAAAAAAAAGGUUAAGACGUCUGAAUCGCUGAGAAUAAUUCUUUUUCAAUACCUCACCACCGGCCCCCAAAUAUGUAUGUAUAUAUAUAUAUAUAUAUAUUUAUAUUUAUAUAUAUAUUUUGUGUGUGUGUGUGUGUGUGUGUGUGUGUGUGUGUGUGUGUGUGUGUGUGUGUGUGUGUGUAUUUCUGGCCACCACGUUUUUAUUUUAAAUGGGGGUGACACUCUGUAAAAACUUUACUAUCCCGUUAUUAUUAUUUGUCAUAGUGAAAUAAACUUGGUAUGAACAUCUAGUAAAUCAACUAUUGUUUUACAGUUUUCAAAAAGAUUUCCCGGUUAUUGAGUUAUUACAAUUUGAAAAUUGUUUAUAGCCGACACUUUGAAAUCUAAUAUAAUAUUUUUUCAGAACUUUUUUUCAAAAACAGAUUAGACUUAAUUAGACUAAAUAUUUUGCAAAGUUUGAACUUAAUACAUGAUACUAUCAUGUGAUCGCUAGAAAUGUAAGCAAAAAUGUUAAUAGAUUUUUUAAAUGUUCUAAUUGUUACAUAAUUUGAACCUCCGCUCAAGCAUUUUGCCCUAAAGGCUAUAAAUAUUCUCAUUUUGAUUUAAUUACUUUAGUCAUUUUGUUUUUGUAUUUAAUAUAGUUGAUAUUUGAUUCUUAAGCAUUUAUUACAGCAUUUAUGGUAUGAGUAUGUAUGCAUACAUGUGUGUGUUUCAAUAUUAAGUUUCAAGAUUAUAUUGUUUGAUAUGUGA
Homalodisca vitripennis (glassy-winged sharpshooter) is the source of this 3423-nucleotide messenger RNA. RefSeq names its product glucose dehydrogenase [FAD, quinone]-like. The coding region runs from base 193 to 2232 and encodes 679 amino acids. Gene Ontology annotation, molecular function: ecdysone oxidase activity; flavin adenine dinucleotide binding. NCBI's taxonomy places the organism in Eukaryota, Metazoa, Arthropoda, Insecta, Hemiptera, Cicadellidae. The record is from RefSeq and is a predicted model, not a curated record. The transcript is spliced from 2 exons.